This is a messenger RNA of Microplitis demolitor, 2729 nucleotides long. RefSeq lists its product as uncharacterized. Bases 102 to 995 code for a protein of 297 amino acids. The record is from RefSeq and is a predicted model, not a curated record. The transcript has 3 exons. NCBI's taxonomy places the organism in Eukaryota, Metazoa, Arthropoda, Insecta, Hymenoptera, Braconidae.
CACAUUUUGUUUUUUUUUAUUCAAACUGUCAAAGUUGUCAUCUUUAAUAACAAUAUUUAACAGCAAGAUUUUUGUCAUCAAAAGAGGAAAUUUAUUUUGACAUGUCGAACGUUGAUAAAAAAUUAAAUAAUGUCAACCAACAUCAUCAUAAAGAAGAGAGUGUCCAAACAGGUAAUGUCGAUGCUGUGCCGCAGUCAAUGAAAGAAGUCCUGGAAUUAAUGGACUCAAUAAAUCGACGUCUUGAAGACUGCGCCAUGGAGUGGCAAUCGAAAAUUUCAAAGCAGCAAUGGAAAAUUUUGAAUGAUAAAUCAGCAGUCGAAAUAGCCUGGGAUCAAUCUUUGCUCGCCCGCACCUAUUUUACGGAUAAAAUUAUUGAUGAAACCUUCAAAAACUUGCUAGCGCAUGCCCGAUCCUUUAUAGAAAAUUUAAAUAAUUUUAUAGCUCUGUUGCGCGGUGAAAGGAUAACAGCAACGCGAGCUACCAAAGACGCGCAAAUUCAAAGCAACGUUCCGUCACCUAGAGCUGAUCAACAAUCAAAUGACCCAGUGGUAGCACCGCUAGAUCUUUCACUGCUAGAUGACAAAACUGACCAGCGUUCUGGGAGACGAAGGAGCAAAAGACUCGCAGCAGGAAAUACAUCCCGUGGAGUCCAGCAGUGCUUUGCUGAUUUGAUAAAAGCUAAGAUAGAUCUUGACACUAAAUUUCUAGGAUUCGAAGCUGUUUUGAACGGCUCCAAUAGCAUCACCAUGCCUCCAACAGAAAGUGUGUCUUGUCUGUGUCAAAUUUGUUCAAACAUUUUGGGAACAGUAAUUGAUAACGAGAAGGUACUAAAAGACGUUACGAAACCAAAGGUCAGAAAAACUAGCGCGAGAUCAAGCGGUAAAAGGCUCGUUAAAUCAUCAAGAAUUUGGAAAACAACUCAGGAUAGAAAGCAGUCAUUAUCUCUUGGUCACAUUGACGAUAAAUCAAUUUCACCGAAUAAUCACAAAGAAUAAUUUAAAAAAUAAUUUUUAAAUUUUUAUAUUAAUUUAUAUACCGAACAUCAAAUUUAAGUAGGUGCUGAUAUAUAUCCGUAUAAUAAACAAACAUUUAUUUUUUUUUUUAAAUAUUUUAUAAAUAUCUUUUUUGUUAAAUUAAUAAUAUCGUAGCACAAGUAAUAUUGAUUUACAAUAAAAUAUGAAAUAUAUCUAUUGCGAUAUGUACAUAUAUAUUAUUUGUUUAUUAUUAAUAUUAAAAGUAUUUUUUAUUUUUUUAAUUGUACAGCAACUCUGAUAUAUCAGAUAUACAAACAAAGAUAAUUCUUUAUUUUUAUUUAAAUAUUAUCAUUAGAAUUUAUAAUAACAAUAAUAAUAAUAAUGAUGAUGAUAAUGAUAAUAUUUAAAUAAGGAAGAAGUUAUUUAAUAUAAUAACCGAUUGCUUUUGUAUUCUAUAUUAUGAUUAUUAGACUAGAAAUAAUGUCAUGUCAUAUUAUCAGGUAAUAUUUAAAUAUAAGCUAUGAUAAGCAAAUGAGCUACUAAAAACUUAAUAUUUAUCCUGUCGUUUCAAGUUCGUUUAAUUAACGCGUUCUUUAAGUACCUUUUUAAUUAGGGCUAUCCGAAUAUCACAAUAUUUGCUGUAUUACGCAGUAGUUUUUCCUCUGCGUGCUGUUAAGACUCGGCCGUACUAACUGAGUUUUUUAAUUUUUACUACAGUAAUUUUAUAUGGAUUUCAAAAAAAGAUUUUCUUCGAUCAUUCGAGUGAUAAUUAUUCAAUACGUAAUUAAAACAUUCGAUUGGUACUGCCCAGUCUUAAGGCCAUUUUUAGACAGUGCCCCCACUUUUUAAAAAUUUUUAAUGACAGCUGUCAUAAGCGUAUUAAAAUUUUAUCAAUUAAUUAAGGACAUUCUCAGACACUCCCUCCACUUUUUAAAAAUAUUCUAUGGCCUCAAGCUGUAGAACAAUAUGAAAAUUUAAAAAAUUAAUUUAAAAAAAAUUAAAGCUUAAAUUGAAAAAAUUACAACGCAGUUACGAUUUUGUUGAGAUAGAUUUAAACAAAAAUUACAGUUAUUAUGAAUUAGGAUAUUAUAGUCUACUAAAUUUGAAAACUCAAAUUAUAGAAUUGACAUGAAAAUUUUACUGAAAUUUAUUUUUCAAAUUUCGUCUCACUCCCAACUGUAAGUAAUCUUUUUAAAAAAUCUCUCAGAGAAUUUGCAACUGCGUUGUCUUUUUUUCAAUUACUGCUUUAAUUUUUUUCUAAUUAAUUGCCAAAAUUUUAAUAGUUGAGUCAUUGCAUAUUUUAAAAAGUGAGAAACACUCUGAGCAUGCCCUUAAUUAUAGCAAACAAAUUAAUAUAUGCGCAUAUUCCAAAUUUAAUAAUAUAACAUAUAUUUUUUUUAGUUAUUAAUAAUUUAUGUAUAUAUAUAAAAAUUUAAUACACAAUAAUUAUUACUAAUUCAAUAACACAAAUGAAAUUUUAAAUUUAACAUGAAAUAAUCCUCUGAGCAAGUACAUACAUACAUAUAUAUAUAAAUAGUUUUUUAAAUUUGGCCGACUAAUUUAUAAAUUUUAAAUAUCGUAAAAAAAAAAAAAAUACUCAAAAAUAUAACAGUAUGUAGAGUAAAUAAGAGUAUUAGUACUUUGUUUCAACUGGUACGUAAAUUAUUGAUGAAGGUACUCUUGCGCUGCUCUUAUCUAUCGUAAAAUAAUUACUCUGUAUAUUUAUUAUUAAUAGGCAUAAAAAAAAGCAAACAG